UGGGCUAAACUCUUGCGGUAGAUUCUUGCCGAUCGUGCAAAGUGAAUCUGAAACAUUUGCUGCUGACGUAUAAAUUGGUCGAGAUAGUUUCAUUCAGGCACAGUUCGAUCGCUUGUUUCAGUAAGCAAACAGCACCUCCUAUCUGAAAAUGGCAUUCAAGUUCGUGACCUUCCUCGCCCUGGUGGCCGUUGCCCGCGCCGGAGUCAUCUCCAGCCCGGCUCUGUCGUACGCCGCUGCUCCGUCUUAUGCGUACGCCGCUGCCCCAGCCCUGUCCUACGCCGCUCCAGUGGCCAAGACCGUGUCUUAUGCUGCCCCCGCCCAGUACGCCUAUGCUGCCCCAGUGGCCAAGACCAUUGUUGCUGCCCCGGCCCUGACCAAGACCGUUGUCGCCGAUGAGUACGACCCGAACCCUCAGUACUCUUUCUCGUACGGAAUCUCCGACAAACUGACCGGAGACCAGAAGGAACAGCACGAGACCCGCAAUGGAGAUGUCGUCGAGGGAUCUUACUCGCUGGUUGAAGCCGACGGAACCCGCCGCAUUGUUGAUUACACCGCUGAUCCCAUCCACGGAUUCAACGCCGUCGUCCGCAAGGAAGGACUCGCCGCCCCAGUCAUCGCCGCCAAGACCGUGAUCGCUCAGCCCGCCAUUGCCAAGGCCGUCUAUGCCCAGCCCGCCUACACUUCCUACGCCGCCCCAGCUGUGACCAAGACCAUCGUCCAGCAGCCAGCCUAUGCCACCUAUGCCGCCCCAGUGGCCAAGGCCGUCUAUGCUCAGCCAGCUUACACCUCGUACGCCGCCCCUCUGGCCACCAAGACCAUCGUGUCCCAGCCAGCUUACGCUUCGUACGCCGCCCCAGCUCUGUACCAUUCAAACAGCACCUCCUAUCUGAAAAUGGCAUUCAAGUUUGUGACCUUCCUCGCCCUGGUGGCCGUUGCCCGCGCCGGAGUCAUCUCCAGCCCAGCUCUGUCCUACGCUGCUGCUCCGGCUCUGUCCUACGCCGCUCCAGUGGCCAAGACCGUGUCUUAUGCUGCCCCCGCCCAGUACGCCUAUGCUGCCCCAGUGGCCAAGACCAUUGUUGCUGCCCCGGCUCUGACCAAGACCGUUGUCGCCGAUGAGUACGACCCGAACCCUCAGUACUCUUUCUCGUACGGAAUCUCCGACAAACUGACCGGAGACCAGAAGGAACAGCACGAGACCCGCAACGGAGAUGUUGUCCAGGGAUCUUACUCGCUGGUUGAAGCUGACGGAACUCGUCGCAUCGUCGAUUACACCGCUGACCCACACAACGGAUUCAACGCCGUCGUCCGCAAGGAAGCUCUGGCUGCCCCAGUCAUCGCCGCCAAGACCGUGAUCGCUCAGCCCGCCAUUGCCAAGGCCGUCUAUGCCCAGCCCGCCUACACUUCCUACGCCGCCCCAGCUGUGACCAAGACCAUCGUCCAGCAGCCAGCUUAUGCCACCUAUGCCGCCCCAGUGGCCAAGGCCGUCUAUGCUCAGCCAGCUUACACCUCGUACUCGGCUCCUCUGGCCACCAAGACCAUCGUGUCCCAGCCAGCUUACGCUUCGUACGCCGCCCCAGCUCUGUACCAUUUUGUGACCUUCCUCGCCCUUGUUGCCGUUGCCCAAGCCGGAGUUAUCUCCAGCCCAGCUUUGACCACCUACGCCGCUGCUCCGGCACCACUGGCCUAUGCCACUCCCUUGGCCAAUACCAUUGUGGCUGCCCCAGUGGCCAAGACUAUCGUUGCCGCUCCGGCUCUGGCCAAGACCGUUGUCGCCGAUGAGUAUGACCCCAACCCAGAGUAUUCGUACUCGUACGGAAUCUCCGACCACCUGACCGGCGACCAGAAGGAACAGCAUGAAUCUCGCCACGGAGAUGUCGUCGAGGGAUCUUACUCGCUGGUUGAAGCCGACGGAACCCGCCGCAUCGUUGAUUACACUGCCGAUCCCAUUCACGGAUUCAACGCCGUCGUCCGCAAGGAAGGUCUCACUGCCCCAGUCGUUGCCGCCAAGACUGUCGUCGCUGCUCCAGUGACCAAGACCGUGAUUGCUCAGCCAGCUUUGGCCAAGACUGUCAUUGCCCAACCUGCCAUCGCCACGUACUCGGCUCCUCUGGCCACCAAGACCAUCGUGUCCCAGCCGGCCAUUGCCUCGUACGCCGCUCCAGCCCUCUGGGGCGGCGUAGGAAGUGUAGGCGGGCUGGGCAUAGACGGCCUUGGCAAUGGCGGGCUGAGCGAUCACGGUCUUGGCGGCGAUGACUGGGGCAGCCAGAGCUUCCUUGCGGACGACGGCGUUGAAUCCGUUGUGUGGGUCAGCGGUGUAAUCGACGAUGCGACGAGUUCCGUCAGCUUCAACCAGCGAGUAAGAUCCCUCGACGACAUCUCCGUUGCGGGUCUCGUGCUGUUCCUUCUGGUCUCCGGUCAGUUUGUCGGAGAUUCCGUACGAGAAAGAGUACUGAGGGUUCGGGUCGUACUCAUCGGCGACAACGGUCUUGGUCAGGGCCGGGGCAGCAACAAUGGUCUUGGCCACUGGGGCAGCAUAGGCAUACUGGGCGGGGGCAGCAUAGGACACGGUCUUGGCCACUGGAGCGGCGUAGGACAGAGCAGGGGCAGCGGCGUACGACAGAGCCGGGCUGGAGAUGACUCCUGCUUGGGCAACGGCCACCAGGGCGAGGAAGCCAACAACUGGAACAAAAUGGCAUUCAAGUUUGUGACCUUCCUCGCCCUGGUGGCCGUUGCCCGCGCCGGAGUCAUCUCCAGCCCGGCUCUGUCGUACGCCGCUGCUCCGUCUUAUGCGUACGCCGCUGCCCCAGCCCUGUCCUACGCCGCUCCAGUGGCCAAGACCGUGUCUUAUGCUGCCCCCGCCCAGUACGCCUAUGCUGCCCCAGUGGCCAAGACCAUUGUUGCUGCCCCGGCUCUGACCAAGACCGUUGUCGCCGAUGAGUACGACCCGAACCCUCAGUACUCUUUCUCGUACGGAAUCUCCGACAAACUGACCGGAGACCAGAAGGAACAGCACGAGACCCGCAACGGAGAUGUCGUCCAGGGAUCUUACUCGCUGGUUGAAGCCGACGGAACCCGCCGCAUCGUUGAUUACACUGCUGACCCACAUAACGGAUUCAACGCCGUCGUCCGCAAGGAAGGACUUGCUGCCCCAGUCAUCGCCGCCAAGACCGUGAUCGCUCAGCCCGCCAUUGCCAAGGCCGUCUAUGCCCAGCCCGCCUACACUUCCUACGCCGCCCCAGCUGUGACCAAGACCAUCGUCCAGCAGCCAGCUUAUGCCACCUAUGCCGCCCCAGUGGCCAAGGCCGUCUAUGCUCAGCCAGCUUACACCUCGUACGCCGCCCCUCUGGCCACCAAGACCAUCGUGUCCCAGCCAGCUUACGCUUCGUACGCCGCCCCAGCACUUUACCAUCAAAACAUCCCCAAAAUGGCAUUCAAGUUCCUGACCUUCUGCGCCCUGGUGGCCGUUGCCCGUGCCGGAGUCAUCUCCGCUCCGUUGGGUUACGCCGCAGCUCCGGCUCAUGUGGCUUACGCCGCCCCAGCCCAGCUGGCCUACGCCGCCCCGGUGGCCAAGACCAUUGUGGCCAAGCACGUCGUUGCCGACGAGUACGACCCGAACCCUCAGUACUCGUUCUCGUACGGAAUCUCCGACGCGCUGACCGGUGACCAGAAGUCCCAGCAGGAGUCUCGCAACGGAGAUGUCGUCCAGGGAUCGUACUCCGUCGUUGACCCCGAUGGUGUCAAGCGUACCGUUGAGUACACCGCCGACCCCGUCCACGGAUUCAACGCCGUCGUUCACCGUGAGCCGCUGGCUGUCAAGGCCGUCACCAAGGUCGUUGCCGCCGCCCCCGUUGUCAAGACCAUUGUCCAGCAGCCGACCUACGUCCAGCAGCCCACCUACUACGCUGCUGCCCCGGCCCUGACCAAGACCAUCGUGUCGCAGCCAGCCUACUACCACCACUAAGCCAAGCGAUUAGAACUGUCAUCCCUCAAAAGUUCCCUUUAUUGUUUCCUGUGUA
Molecule: messenger RNA, 4016 nt
Organism: Culex pipiens pallens (northern house mosquito)
Lineage: Eukaryota; Metazoa; Arthropoda; Insecta; Diptera; Culicidae
Product: paternally-expressed gene 3 protein-like
Exons: 10
Coding region: 149-3961 (1270 amino acids)
Cellular component (GO): extracellular matrix
Source: RefSeq, a predicted model, not a curated record